GCACCAACUCCCAACAACUGCAAGAUACAGCCGCAGCUCCAAAAUCUGCCGCGCUUCCAGCCGCCCGACUUCGAAGGUGAAGAUGGACAGCUUCCACGACCUGAUUCACCGUGCAGCACCCCGCGGGAAUCAGGCCAUUCCGACCAGCUGGAGGAUUGCGGGCCCUUCUCACCCGACACCUUUGUGGAGUAUCGGAGUCGAUCUAGUGGGCAGUGGAUUCUCGCGAAGGUAGAGAAUUUCAAUGCCGACACGCAGACCUACCGCCUGGAUGUGCAGCCCUAUGCCCCAGCAGACAGGGUUCGUGCCCGGCGCCGCGGCUUACCAAAAAGGCAGCAGCUGCUGGGGAAAUGUGGGAGAAUAAGAGUCAUUCGAGACUCCCGUAGUGCCGAAAGAGCGGCCUCUCUGGCUUCUUGUGCCUCUGAAACCUGCCACACAUCCCUGUGUAGGCCGGAGUUAGCAAACGGCCAAGAGCCAGUCGCAGCCUGA
Molecule: messenger RNA, 486 nt
Organism: Symbiodinium necroappetens
Lineage: Eukaryota; Dinophyceae; Suessiales; Symbiodiniaceae
Source: the annotation of a GenBank genome assembly